AUGUCUCGAGCGGAGAGCGGCGAGGCGGUGCAGUGUGAGAAAGACCUGGCCUGUUACCUGCAGGACUGCGAGUCUCUGAUCAGACAACUCAACCAGGAGCUCAAAAUCCUGCAGGAGGAGAAGUACUACCAGGUGGCGCAGCUGGCGUUCAGAGUGUCCUGCCUUCAGGAGGAGCUGGUCUCCCUCAGACUGCAGUGCUCCAGUGUCUACAGGAAAGGACAUUUCUCUCAGGCUCUGGGCAGCACCGGAACCGAGCACACCAGCCAGCGAGUCACCGACAGCGGCCUGUCACUCGGUCAAACGCUGCUGGGAGCCGUGGGAGCUGUGGGGGCCGUUGGAGCCGCGCUACUACGGCGACCCAUGGCCCGUUCCCAGCUGGUGGCCAUGUCUUCGUCAGAGGACGAAGGGAGUCUGAGGUUCAUCUACGAGCUGCUUGGAUGGGUGGAAGAGACGCAGGAGCUGUUGGAGCGAGCUGAAUGGGGAGCGGACCUCCCUUCUGUAGAACACAACCUCCAAGAGCACAACAACAUACACACUGCAGUUGAAGAGUUAAUGAGCAGCCUGCAGGAGGCACGCAGCUAUGAGGCAAAAGUUUCCCCCAACUUCAAAAGCAGUUACUCAGAAACCCUGGCCAAGCUGGAGCAUCAAUACUGCAAACUACUG
Paralichthys olivaceus (Japanese flounder) is the source of this 663-nucleotide messenger RNA. The record is from RefSeq and is a predicted model, not a curated record. NCBI's taxonomy places the organism in Eukaryota, Metazoa, Chordata, Actinopteri, Pleuronectiformes, Paralichthyidae.